Molecule: messenger RNA, 2736 nt
Organism: Penicillium coprophilum
Lineage: Eukaryota; Fungi; Ascomycota; Eurotiomycetes; Eurotiales; Aspergillaceae
Product: Mechanosensitive ion channel family
Exons: 3
Coding region: 1-2736 (911 amino acids)
Biological process (GO): intracellular calcium ion homeostasis; calcium ion transmembrane transport
Cellular component (GO): membrane
Molecular function (GO): calcium ion binding; calcium channel activity
Source: RefSeq, a predicted model, not a curated record
AUGUCGUCUCCCGUCGAGGAACGCAAAACAUACGAAAAGGACAAGCGAAAGGACGCGGACAACUCUCCCACUUCCGACGAUGGAACCUGUGUCACCGAGCCCGACACGGAUCGUAACGCCGGUCACUUGAAGGUGGACACAAGUUAUGCUCACGAUGAGCAGCCGCCCAUGCGCACACCCUCCGCCCGCCGGGAACAAGCUACUCGUCUGGACGAUGACUUGAUGCUUCUACAAGCGGAGCGUAUGACAUCGCAUUCGACCGGUGUCCCGGAUGAUGAACACGAUCGCAAUUCCAUUAAUCGCGCCCGCUCGCGUCGCUCCGAGAACGUGGAUGAGUUCGAUGAAGCCACCAACCCCCUACACGAAAAGGCGGCAAUUUACAAACCUCCCGAGAAACCAAACACCCAGAUUGCCGUCUUUGUGAAGAAAUUGCACCAGUCGAGUUUCCUCGUCCGCUACUUGACCUACAUUGCCCCCUGUGUGGGUGGUGUAGAGUUGAUGUGGUUUUCGAUUUGGUUGGAAAUUGUCUGGUUGACUCUCUGGGCAGGACGACUUGUUAGCAAGUGCAUGCCUCCAGUGGUUGGACUUCUUGCUAGUGUAUUUACCAAUAAUGCGAAAAAGUGGCGCGACAUGGCCAAACAGCUCGAGCUUCACGCAGCGCUCUUUUUCUGGUGGCUCGGCGUCGAGAUUUCCUUUCUGCCCACCAUGAAAAAUCAUCAUGUGAAUGGUGAUAAGGGGAGCAGGGGCUGGGAGAUCACGCUCAACAAAAUCAUCAUUGUCAUUUUCGUGUGGACUAUCCUGAAUUUCAUCGAAAAGAUCCUGAUCCAAUUGAUUGCCAUCAGCUUCCAUAUGCGGACCUAUGCCGACCGCAUUGAAAUCAACAAAUUCCAGAUCGGCAGUCUGACCAAGCUGUACGACUGGUCUCGAUCCACUCUCGCCGAGAAAGAUGAUGCGUUUGAGGAGAAGACCGAGGAACCAACUCCUGCAGGCGUCAAGACUCCGUUGCACUAUGCCGGCGUGGCCCAGCGGAAGGCCAAGGGUGCCUUGAACAAAGUUGGAAACCGCGUUGGCGAUGUCGCAGGUGCAGUAGUGGCGGAUGUCACUGGUCGUACAGCCACUCGGAGCACCGAUGCCUAUCAGGUCAUUUUGGCGCUUCUUCGAACUACCGGAGGCUGUCAGGUAUUGGCGCGUCGUCUGUAUCGCACCUUUGUGAGAGAUGGGUUUGAGACCGUUUUUGGUGGUGACCUGAAAGCCGCAUUUGAAGAUGGCGAGGAAGCCGAAGCUGCAUUCGCCAUGUUUGAUCGCGACAUGAAUGGUGAUAUCUCUAUGGAGGAGCUGGAGGCCGUUUGCGUUGACAUUGGUCGUGAGCGCAAGUCCAUCACUGCAUCUCUGAAGGAUUUGGAUUCGGUCGUCUCGAAAUUGGAUGAUGUCUUCAUGUUCUUCGUAUUUGUGAUCGUGCUGAUUGUGUUUUUGUCGCUCAUCUCGACCUCCGCCGCCGGUGUGCUCACUUCUGCGGGCUCUGCUAUUCUGGCUCUAUCUUGGUUGUUUUCUGCUACUGCCCAGGAAUUCCUUCAGUCGGUAAUCUUCGUCUUUGUCAAGCACCCCUUCGAUGUUGGUGACCGUGUGACCAUCUACGGCAAUUCUGGUGAUUCUGGUCUUGGUGAUGAUUACUUUGUGAAGGAAAUCACUCUUCUUUACACCGAGUUCAAGAAGAUGCAAGGCCAUGUGGUGCAGGCACCAAACAGCUACCUGAAUGGGCUCUUCAUCCUCAACCAACGCCGCUCCGGCGCACUUGCCGAGGCAGUUCCAAUCAUUAUCAAGUACGGCACCACCAUCGACCAACUCGACGCCCUGCGACAGCGGCUCUUGGAGUUUGUGCGCAGCGAAAAACGUGACUUCCAGAACAACAUUCUGACUGAAAUGCGUGCGGUCACGGAGAACUUCUCGCUCACGCUCAACAUCGUCUUCUUUUACAAAUCCAACUGGCAAAACGAGGGUCUACGUCUGCAGCGCCGCAACAAGUUCAUCUGUAUGCUAAUGGUGGCUCUCCAAGAGAUCGGCAUCGAGGGCCCACGCAUGAACCUCCAGGGUGCCAAGUUCGACAUUCCCUUCCAUGUCAGCAAUGGUACCACACGCGCUCCCGAACGGUCUGCAAUCGAUGCCGACGUCGAAGAGGUCCCGAUCUCAGGCGAGUCCCACCAUCUACCAGAGAAUACCGGAACCAGCAGCAGCAGCGCUGCCCGUCACCCAUCGAUUCUUCGCAAGGGUAUGCACACUGCCAACGCCCGUGCCCGCGGCCCGUCUGUCUCCCAACGCAAGCAUGUCGAUUUCUCCUUGGGUAUGUCCAACAUGGCAUCCAACGAUGUUAUGGGAGAUGUGUUUGAGGAUCGUGGUGUGGUCGUGGAGGAUGUCGUUCGUACCGCCAACCGCGACGCCGCUGAGCGCCGCAUCCAGGAAGAGAACGAGGACGAGGAGGAGCGCCGGAGUAGCCGCACAUCUUCCCGGAAUCGUCGCCCCUCUAACAUGAGCGUUCCCUCCAAUAACGACGCCGGUCGCCGGUCGAACGACGCCCACAGCUUCCGUAGUGGCCAAUCGUCGCUCAGUCGCAACCGCUUCUUCCAUCACCGCAGCAGCAUGAGUCACGAUCGGGACGACUUGAUGGAGCAAGGCCGCUUUGCGGAGCCUACUCCGCCUCCACCGGCCGCGGUCCAUGGUCUCAAGGAGCACCCCAAUUGA